Molecule: messenger RNA, 1688 nt
Organism: Micropterus dolomieu (smallmouth bass)
Lineage: Eukaryota; Metazoa; Chordata; Actinopteri; Centrarchiformes; Centrarchidae
Product: endoplasmic reticulum-Golgi intermediate compartment protein 2-like
Exons: 14
Coding region: 151-1296 (381 amino acids)
Biological process (GO): retrograde vesicle-mediated transport, Golgi to endoplasmic reticulum; endoplasmic reticulum to Golgi vesicle-mediated transport
Cellular component (GO): endoplasmic reticulum; membrane; COPII-coated ER to Golgi transport vesicle
Source: RefSeq, a predicted model, not a curated record
CAGCGAGCCCCGCCCCCUGUGUGUUAGCAUCAUGGAUGUAACAUGGUGUGCUAUAAUUCAGAUAACAUCGAAACAGCAGUCAGGCUUCCAGGGAUACUGAACCACGAUUUAACAUCUUACUAGAUGAUAAAAUAGGAGGUGAACCUGAAGAUGAGGCGUCUGUCACGUAAGAAAGCCUUGAGCUUGGUGAAGGAGCUGGACGCCUUCCCCAAAGUGUCAGAGAGUUAUGUUGAGACCUCAGCAUCAGGAGGAACAGUGUCCCUGAUAGCUUUUUGUGCCAUGGCACUUCUGGCUAUCUUAGAGUUCUUUGUUUAUAGAGACACUUGGAUGAAGUAUGAAUAUGAAGUUGACAAGGACUUUUCCAGUAAAUUGAGAAUAAACAUUGACAUCACAGUUGCCAUGAAAUGCCAGCAUGUUGGAGCAGAUAUUCUGGACUUGGCUGAGACCAUGAUCACAUCCAGCGGCCUUCAGUACGAGCCUGUUAUUUUUGAACUGUCCCCACAACAGAGACUGUGGCAAAGGACGUUGACUCUCGUACAGAACAGGAUGAGAGAUGAACAUGCUCUUCAGGAAAUCCUUUACAAAACCCUCCUCAAAGGAGGUCCCACUGCCCUGCCGCCACGGGAGGAUGCCUCAAUGGAGCCGCUUAAUGCUUGCAGGAUACGUGGGCAUGUCUAUGUUAACAAGGUGGCAGGAAACCUACACAUCACUGUGGGAAAGCCCAUUCACCAUCCUCAGGGCCAUGCCCACAUUGCAGCUUUUGUGAGCCACGAGACGUACAAUUUCUCCCAUCGAAUAGACCAUUUAUCUUUUGGGGAGGAGAUACCAGGCAUCAUCAAUCCUCUGGACGGCACCGAGAAAAUCACCUAUAACAAUAAUCAGAUGUUCCAGUAUUUCAUCACAGUGGUUCCAACCAGACUGAACACGUACAAGAUAUCUGCAGACACACACCAGUUCUCUGUGACUGAGCGGGAGCGGGUGAUAAACCACGCAGCGGGCAGUCACGGCGUUUCCGGCAUCUUUGUGAAGUACGACACCAGCUCUCUGAUGGUGACGGUCAGCGAGCAGCAUAUGCCACUGUGGCAGUUCCUGGUGCGACUGUGUGGCAUUAUCGGGGGAAUAUUCUCCACGACAGGCAUGCUCCAUGGGUUUGUUGGCUUCUGUUUUGAUGUGAUCUGCUGUCGUUUCAAACUCGGAGGCCAUCGGCCCAGAGAAGAUGUGCAGAUACACAACCAGAUGAACAAUUUAAACAAUCACCAGACUCCUUUGCUGGCGGACAAUGUCCCUCAGGAGUAGCUGUUUUUCCAGUGACAAACUGCCGAGUCUGCGUUUCUCAUCCUAGUACGAGGGAAGGCUUCACCGUCAGAGGAUAUCCUUUGUUAUUUAAUGUUGUUCAGUUUGUAAAAAAGAAAAAAAAAAAAACUGUUACACAAUACAAUAAACAAUGCGCUGUUAAUUUGAAAAGAUAGUUCACCAAGUUCACAUCAGAUCAUUGCCCCCUUAGGAAAUUGUGUGCCCUGUGCAGUCGUACAUGCAUUUUUAAACACUUCCUUUUGACCAUCUGCGAUGGAGUUUGUUUCUUUAGAAUUGUUGUAGGCUCUCAGUUCCAUUUGAUGUAAUGGCACAUAAUAAAUUUGAUUGUUUGGUUUUCAUUCCAACUACAUUAAAGUUUCAAUAUACACAUCAAU